Molecule: messenger RNA, 1055 nt
Organism: Spinacia oleracea (spinach)
Lineage: Eukaryota; Viridiplantae; Streptophyta; Magnoliopsida; Caryophyllales; Amaranthaceae
Exons: 6
Coding region: 155-670 (171 amino acids)
Source: RefSeq, a predicted model, not a curated record
UUUCUCUUUGGCAAAGGGUCCUCGUAAUAAUUAGGGAUUUUUUAUCCCCAACAUCAACUGUAAUUGAAUCGUUUCCAUUUCUCUCUGCCCAGUUCCGAGGCUCCGAGUGAAGGCCACACCUUGUUAAUUCUACUCCAUUCUUGAGAAGUUGAUUAUGGCAGAAGAAGGAGAUUCAAAAAAGAGUAAAAUGAAGGAAAUGGAAGGAAUAGCAUCAAUAGCACUGCUGCCAUGUGGGUCCAUCUCUGGUCACUUCAUUCGUCUUCCUCAUUCUACUUGUUAUGGCCUCCAUGGCACUGAACUAGCAUGUGAAAGAGAGUGCAGUAGAGGUGAUGACUAUCGUUUGAUCAAGCUCAAUAUUGUUGAUUUCAGUAAUAAAAAAGAAGUGACUGUGGUUGUGGAGUGCAAAGGACAUGAUGCUGCAAGGUUUAAGAACGUUGAACAGGUUCAUGGCUGGGGGAAACAUAUCACUAAUGAAGUUCAACAGAAGCAAACAAAAAGCAAGAUCAUGGUCUCCUUUGAGUGUGAGGCACUCAAAGCUGAUAAAGCAGCAGAAGAUCACAUCAAGCAAUUUAUGCCGAAAUUGGCUGUUAAUACUGGAAAGAUGACUAUCACGGGUUUUGAUUUCGAUGAAGAAGAAGAUGAUGAAACUGAGGAUGAACUGGAUCUCUGACUUCUCUGCACAUCCAAAGAAUUAUGCUUAUGAACCACUCAGCGGGACCCUUAGUGCUUUCACUUAGAUGCAUCACCAUACUGCAAUGUAAAUAGCUACUUGCCUUUUUUUCAUCAGUUCCCAAACUGCUACGAAUGUCAAAAGGAGAGAAGUUGCUGCUUUUGAUAAUGCUAGUGUAAUUUAACUAUCUUAUGUAAGUGUACUUUAUAAUUGUAUCCGAUCAAACAUACAAAGGUUACUUAUACCAAGUAUUGCUUGGUUUAGUGGUUAGAGCUUGGUGUGGGGGUGGUGUUCCGUUACCAUCUCCCCACAGUCAAGUUGCCCAAGCUUAGUAAUGUAUUGAGCACCUUGGAUAGGGCCUUGGCCCUAGCUUGGUUUCUCUGCA